Molecule: messenger RNA, 637 nt
Organism: Leptomonas pyrrhocoris
Lineage: Eukaryota; Euglenozoa; Kinetoplastea; Trypanosomatida; Trypanosomatidae
Exons: 1
Coding region: 140-637 (165 amino acids)
Source: RefSeq, a predicted model, not a curated record
GCACUGCUAGGGCUGAGACGUCCGAUCCUGGCAUGCCAUAAGAAGUCGGCUAGAAGAAGAAGAAAAAAAUAAAACCCACAUCUCAUUUGGUCGCAACCGUGCAGACUUUUCUUUCUUUCUAUCUUUUUUCACAUAUAGGAUGGUGAAGUGGUGUGGCUCUCCGCGUGGCGUCCUCGCCUCUUCUUCUUCUUUUUUCGCUCCGCCUCGUUGCGUCAAAAAGGUACACAGCACGUAUUUUUCUCUCUUGCAUUGCGCAUCCUCGCUGCGGACUUCCUUUCGCGCGGUGCACAUUGAGCACUCCAGCGACGUACACAAGUGGCGGAGUCCGGAGAAGGAAGAGGUGAGGCGACAGUUCCGCGGUGGUGUAAAGCUAGGCAGCGAGUUUGUGAAGUACCGUGAGCAGGAGGCGAUAGAGAAGCGGCUGAUCGAGGAGGACAAGUUCACGAACUGGCCGUUGGUCUACGCCUACUCACUCGGUGCAGCUCUGCUGCUCAUUGGUCUGAAUCUUGUAAUGGUUUUUGUGAAGCCCAACCCCUCCCCGGAGUACGUGCCGUACGUCGAUCCCUCUGCGACAUCCUCGGUGACGGAGAACGCUACCUCCAGCACCAGCGCCAGCUCCCGCGUGGCUACUCAUUAA